Messenger RNA from Zychaea mexicana, 924 nucleotides. RefSeq lists its product as uncharacterized. Bases 1 to 924 code for a protein of 307 amino acids. The transcript has a single exon. The record is from RefSeq and is a predicted model, not a curated record. Lineage: Eukaryota; Fungi; Mucoromycota; Mucoromycetes; Mucorales; Lichtheimiaceae.
AUGGAUAAUUCUGCCAAUCGCAAAAAACGCAAACUCCCAAAACGCGGAGCGCUCGAACUAAGAGAAUACUCUCCGGACAUUGACGUACCAAUUCCUGGAUCCGAAACGUUUAUAUCGCCCUCUGCGCUUGAUUCCCCCAGUUUCCCGCAAUCGCGGAGGCCUGGCAGUCCCAUUACGGUAGGCACGCCAACGGGGAGCAAGCGCGAUCGACAGUACGCAAAGCCUCUCACUAAGCCAAGCAAAAACUUUGCCGAAAGGCUACAACACGUCACUGAUCUUGGCGGAUCCGCAGAAGACGAGUUCUUAACGCAGCAUUCUAUUCUUCCGAAAUUUGACAGCGAUUCGACUACUACCCCUUCUUCUUCAUUCUUCUCCUCUCAAGCCAGUAUAAAUGAUAUCCUCGACGAAAACACCAGGCCAGAUGCCAAUGUCGAUGCCAAGGACGAAUCUAAAUACAGAGUGAUUCCACGAAAGGUAAACAACCUUGCCUUUGCCAAAAAGCUUCAUGCUGAUGUCCAAGUAUUGCCUGAAAAAAAGCUGGUGGAUACAGCCGUUCAAGUCGUAGUGAAAUCAUCAUUUACCAAUCCAUGUAUACCAAUGUCGCUGCUGCUGCCAUCAUCACCACCAAUACCACAAUUGAAGGAACCGCUACAAGACUCGCCGAAACCCCCACCGUCACCGACAACAUCGGUAUCAAGCUGUGAGAAUGGUUUGGCGGAUCUUGCCGAGAUACAACAACAACAACAACAACAACAACAGUUUAAACAGAUGCGGCAGCAAGAAAUGCAGCAACCCAUACCAAUACAAGUCUCAACAAGGAUCCAAACCAGACUUAGCAAACGGAAAAUACGAUCAAAGUCAUCAAAUACCCUGGAUGAAUUGCGAGCGGUUGGCAUGUUGGAUUGGAUAAUCAUCGGAUUAUAG